GAGGUUUUGAACUUAAAUCCUUUGGUGGGGAGCUUGUUUAAGGGCUACUUGGAUGUAUGGUUUGCCAAGGUACUCACAAGCCUAUGCUGAUGAGGUGGACAAAUUUAUUACAAUCGCAGUGAAUCAUGCAAAGACGUUGUCAACAGGAAAUAAUUGUUCAGUUAUUUGUCCCUGUAAAGAUUGCAAGAACCACUUAGCAACUUAUGAUGUGGAAAUCAUCAGAUCACAUCUGAUUAGGCGAGGAUUUGUCCCGAACUACACAGUAUGGCUUCAUCAUGGUGAAGUAAUGUUUCUUGAUGGCAACGAUGAUGACCAAGAAGACGAUGCUGAAGAAGGCCAAUUGUUGUCCCAAUACGCAGACAUGUUUGAAGCACAAAUGCAACAUGAUUCAGCAAAUGAACAAGCACGUGGUGAUGAUGUCGGUGGUGUCGACAAUAAUGAUGGGGAUGUUGGCGGUGUUGACAAUAAUGAUGUUGGAGCAUGUGAGGGGGAUGCAGAAAACUUUGACAACUUAGAGGAAAUGCUUCGGGCCAUUGGACCAGAAAUACUACAACAGAAGAAGGGUCUAGAAAAUCUAGAGCGGGUGAAAACAGCGUCAAAGGAGACUGUGUAUGGUGUUGAGAAGGGCUGUCCAACACAUUGGACACUGCUCCGUUUUGUGCUUGAGCUACUCAUCCUGAAGGCUAAGUACGGCUGGUCAGACUGCAGUUUUGACGAUCUGUUGCAUCUUCUUUCAUCUGUGCUGCCACUGCCGAACUUAGUUCCCUCCAACACAUACCAUGCUAAGAAGGUCAUAAGUCCAUUGACAAUGGGUGUUGAAAAGAUCCAUGCAUGCCCCAACCAUUGUAUCCUUUUUCGUGGUGAAACGUUCGAAGGUCUGGAUAAAUGUCCUCGUUGUGGGGCAAGUCGGUACAAGGACAAUGACCUUUACAGUGGUGGAGAAGCCUCCACCGGGAACAAGAGGAGUAAGAAGGGUUCCAAAAAGGUGGUACAAGAAUCUCGACCUCCAGAGGACACCCCAUUAGGCAACGACGCAAAGAAGAGAAAAAUUCCUGCCUUGGUAAUGUGGUAUCUGCCAGUGACCGACCGCUUGAGGCGUAUUUUCCUGAACCCUAAGGAAGCCGCGCUCAUGACAUGGUGGGACGAUGAGCGCAAGGUCGAUGACGAUGUGAUUGCACACCCGGCCGAUGGCAGUCAGUGGCAGGACUUCGAUAAUAACAACCCACUGUUCAGUUCGGACCCAAGGAAUGUACGGUUUGCCUUGAGCACCGAUGGAAUGAAUCCCUUCAACGAGAGGACGAGCAACCAUAGCACUUGGCCAGUGAUCUUGACCAUGUACAACAUCCCAACGUGGUUGUGUCAGAAGAGAAAGUAUCUUUUCCUCACUGUUCUUGUUUCUGGCCCUCAGCAACCAGGCUUUGAUAUGGACGUGUUCCUCGAGCCUGUGAUGGAAGAAUUCGAGAAACUAUGGAGGACAGGGGAGCUGAUGUAUGAUGCUUUCCAAAAGGAGACCUUCACAUUAAGAGCAAUAAUAUUUGUGACUAUCAACGACCACCCUGCAUUGUUUGCCUUGUCUGGACAAAUCAAAGGCAAGACAGGAUGCUUAGUCUGUCUGGAUGAUACUAAAUGGGUGUACCUAGAUGGAUCUAAGAAGAUUGUUUACAUCAGGAAUCGUCGCUUUUUAAAGCAAGGUCACAAGUACCGCAGCAAAGUGUACUUAAAGUAUUUUGGCAACAUCCCAGAGGAUGAAGAUCGACCUCCGGAGAGACGUCAUGAUGGACAAUAUGUGUUCCAAAUGGUGAAAAAUAUAAGUGUCAUCUAUGGAAAGAAGAAAAUGGAUGGAACACCUAGAGAUAGAAGCACACCUCCUAUUGAAGGCGUGCCUUUUAAGAAAAAGUCAAUCUUCUUUCAGUAUCUUGAAUAUUGGCAACAAUUGGAGGUCCCCCAUGCCAUUGAUGCUAUGCAUGUGCAGAAGAAUGUCUUUGAGAGUCUCAUCGCUACCUUGAUGGACACACCGAAGUCAAAGGAUAGUCUCAAAGCAAGGAGAGACAUGGAGCAGCUACAUGUGAUGCCAGAGCUUCACCCGGUACUUGAGACAAAAACUGGAAAAUACACCCUACCCGCGGCUAGCUACAACCUGGACCUAGAAGAGAGGAGAGGUUUAUGCACUUCUGUGAAGGGGAUCAAAGUCCCGACUGGGUUUUCGGCAAACCCGAAGAAGCUAGUGUCGAUGAAGGACCUAUCAUUUCCACACUGCAAGGCUCACGAUUGUCAUAUGAUGCUGACGGUGUUCCUACCAAUCGCAAUAAGGGCUAUCAAGCCAGAGUUUUUGAAGAUGGCUAUCACCCGCAUGUGCUACUUCUGGUCGAAGAUCUCACAGAAGAAGAUUAGCAAGACAGAGCUGAGUGACCUACAUGAUUUUGUCGUAGAGACCCAAAACCAACUAGAGAUGUGUUUACCUCCCGCUUUCUUCGACCCUAUGGUACAUCUCAUGAUUCACAUGGUUCAUCAGAUACAGGCGUUGGGCCCUUGCUACUUGCAUGAAAUGUGGUCGUAUGAGCGGUUCAUGUCGGUUCUAAGUCGAUAUGUGCAUAAUCGUGCAUACCCAGAGGGCUCUAUGAUAGAGGGCUACAGUAGUGAAGAAGUCAUCGAGUGCUGUCAAGAGUACCUAAAAGUAUAG
This is a messenger RNA of Sorghum bicolor (sorghum), 2680 nucleotides long. RefSeq lists its product as uncharacterized. The record is from RefSeq and is a predicted model, not a curated record. NCBI's taxonomy places the organism in Eukaryota, Viridiplantae, Streptophyta, Magnoliopsida, Poales, Poaceae. The coding region runs from base 53 to 2680 and encodes 875 amino acids. The transcript is spliced from 2 exons.